AUGUUUAAGAAAGACAUUUCCCCCGGCUCAAAAAGCAAGGUUAAGUCCUCAGUUCAACGCGCCAUAAGAAACCAACUCGUUACUACAUAUCCUUUACUGGCUCCUCAUAUCGAUGAAAUAGUACCGAAGAAAGAGCAGCUGGAUGCUAUGAAAAUUCCAGAUAGAGUGACCCUUUACCUCAUUGGCCCUACUCCUCUAUUCUUCCAACAUAUGACCGAUGCUCUCCUCCCCCAUCUCAAACUCGUCCACCGAUUCCCAUCCUGCUUCCCUAGCAUCCGCAUCGAUCGCGGAGCGAUUCGAUUUGUUCUCUCUGGAGCUACUCUCAUGGCCCCAGGCAUCACAUCUACCGGCGGCAGAUUACCUACUGGAAACCAAGAAGAAGAGGGUGUAUAUGGAGAAAGUGGAGAAGGCGAAGGAUGGUAUGGAGGAAGAGAAUUGGAGAAUGGGGAACCAGUGGUUAUUUGUGCGGAGGGCAAGGAGGAGGCUUGUGCGGUUGGAUUAUUGAGUAUGAGUACGAAGGAUGUUAAGGAGAAGGGAAAGGGCCCGGUGGUGGAGGAUGCACAUUAUUUGGGAGAUGGAUUGUGGAGGUUGAGCACGGAUUAG
Molecule: messenger RNA, 603 nt
Organism: Sclerotinia borealis F-4128
Lineage: Eukaryota; Fungi; Ascomycota; Leotiomycetes; Helotiales; Sclerotiniaceae
Source: the annotation of a GenBank genome assembly